UUUUAUAUUUGAUAACAUCUCCAUGACGACAGUUUUACACCAGCGUACCUACCUAUUUUGUAUUGUAAUUAUUUUCAUAAUUUGAAUUAAACGAUAAGCUAAUAGAAGACAUCGAUAAGGAAAAACUAGUAAAACAAUGUCUGGUAAUAGUCUUGACGAGGAAGUACAAGCAGAUCUACCAGAACCUGAUGAGGAAGAGCAGCAAUUGAAAAUACGACCUCUAGAGCGGAUAAAACUUAACCCUAAAGUACCUAUUGAACCCUCGGCUUACGGAAAAGGGAAAAAUUUUAGUAGAGAUUGGAUCUUGCAAGAUGGCCGGACUAUCCCUACGAUGGGCAGCGAAAUGCGUAAUCAAUUUAAAGUGCCCAAGAAAUCGAAACAUGGUGAAGGUAUUCGCAAAAGGAUGAUGACCGAUUUUUUCUGGGAACAAAUGCUAGAUGAAGUUAUUGAGGAAUUGGCAACCUCACAACCGGUCGCCGAAUAUUGUACAGAAUACGACGCAAAUUAUAUUAAAGAUCAAUUUGAACCACGCAAUUUAGAGAUAACUGCUGACAAAAACAUGCAUCUAAAGUAUCCUCUUUACGGAACCGGUUCCAGUGCUAUCACUUAUUACAGCGAAACCAUUCAGAAAACUGGACUUGGAGAAAUAUUGGAGAAAUUUCGAAGAUGCCAAUACUUUACUAAACCCAUGGAAGAAAGAAUGGAUAAUGGUUGGGUUUUGUAAUUAACUUUUUU
Diatraea saccharalis (sugarcane borer) is the source of this 735-nucleotide messenger RNA. Lineage: Eukaryota; Metazoa; Arthropoda; Insecta; Lepidoptera; Crambidae. The record is from the annotation of a GenBank genome assembly.